CAGAGGAAAAGCCGGUGUUACGCAAGAAAGGCCAAAUGGAGAGCCUUAAAAGGAAAGUGCGCCCCCCACAAUGCCCACACCGCCAUCUGUGGCCACCCGGUCUACAGGAACUGCCUUUAAGAAAAAGAACGUGAUUUUCCCCAACUGCGAGAAUGACACUUAUGGAAUUUUUUGGAUGCACGUUUAUUGGUUUUGGCCCUCCAUUGGCACUGUUUAUCUUUACAAUAUCUGGCGACCCCCUUCGCAUAAUAAUUCUGAUUGCAGGGGCAUUUUUCUGGUUGAUGUCCUUACUUCUGUCGUCGAUAUUGUGGUACGCAGUGGUCCCGUUACGAGAGGAACUGGCCUUCGGACUAGUCUUCAGUGUAAUUUUCCAAGAGUUGUUUAGAUUUGGUUAUUAUUAUAUACUCAGAAAAGCAGAGUCAGGACUGAAGAAAGUAAGUGAUUUCGAGACUGGAGCUGGAGUCAUACAUGAUGUUAUCACUAAACACUCGAUUGCUUAUGUUGCUGGCUUGGGAUUUGGCCUGAUGAGUGGAGCAUUUUCAUUGGUGAAUGUUCUUGCUGAUUCGAGCGGUCCUGGCACAGUUGGCAUACAAGGCCAGUCAGAUCUCUUCUUCAUUACUUCAGCUUUUAUGACACUGUGCUUUGUGUUUCUUCAUACGUUUUGGGGAGUGAUAUUCUUCCAUUCCCUCGACACAAAGAAUUACAUUGGAGUAGGUGUAGUUAUUGGCAGCCAUAUGCUAAUAUCCUGUUUGAGCCUGCUCAACGUGCGGGAGCUGUAUGCGGCCAGCCUCGUCCCGGCCUACGUCGUCAUGCUGCUGAUGGGCGGCUGGGCCUAUGUAACGGCCGGCGGCUCACUGAACAACGUCAAGGCGUGCUUCACCCCACGCUCGCAGGCGUUCCACGUGUACUGAGCGCUGGAGAGUGUCGAUCGGUGGGCGGGCGACUCUCGUGCGUGUCUUUCAGUGGUUGCAUGUCAGUGGAGUCGUCAGCGAAUGUCUAUUGGGGGGCAUGCGACCCUCGUGCUUGUCGGUCGUAAGUUGCACGUCUGGGUAGUCGGCGAAUGUCCAUCAGUAGUCGUCUGCCUCUCAUGCUCAUCUAUCGUAGGUAGCGCAUCGGGGAGUCGUCGGUGAGUUUUAGCCAUUCGGGUUUUUUUUUGGAGCAGGGUCCGAAACCAAUGGCCUCGUGGAUUGUAAGCUUGAUGUGCAUCUGUGAAGGUUACUGAAAUCUUACGGCUGGACAUUUCAUGAUGGAGAUUCGGUGUAUCUUGUAAUGUCACAAGGUCAACUUCUACAAGAGGAGUAAACAUAGCUCUCCAAAAGGGCAAUGUCUGUGUGUAAUUUUACAAGAUUCUAAUCUCAUUAUAGUGUUAAAUAUCUGGCAAGUACCGUUCAGUUUCAUACAGUUGUCUUCUACAUUCAUUUAUAUAUUCCAGUAUAUGCAAUAUAUAUAUAUAUCCACUCUACUUAGUACUGGACCAUAAACUUAUGUAUAAUGUACAUAGCAUAUAAUAUUAUAUAUAUUUCAAUGUCCAGUUAAUCAGAGGUAAAAUUUGUAACUAAUUCAUAGCGGCCUUAUAACUGCCAGGUCCCCAAUCUGACGACCUUGUUAUAAAAAUCUUGAGUAUUUGCUAUAUUUUCUGGCAGUUCUGUAAACUUUGCGUAAUUGCCUACCUGCAUUAAUUGUGUAUUUGCCACUGGUUUAGCAUGAUCACGUUACGCUUUAGAUAACUGUGUAAUGACAUGUCUUUAUAUCAGCCACGUUCAGUGCAUGUAAGUUAUGGUGUAAAUAUUCUGUUGUCGUUUACUGUGCACGGUUAUUGUAUUUUGAAUUGGUUUUUGUGAAAGGUGUAUGAAUGAUUCACUUAUGUAUUUAUUGAAUCGAAAAAUCAAUCAAGAUAAAUUAAAUUGCAUUCUUUAUGCAUAAAUAUAUUGACCGAAAAGCUAUGAAAACCAAAUGCUUGUUGUAUCAUUUGUUUCUGAGAAUAAAAACAUUGGAGUCUGCCAUCA
Molecule: messenger RNA, 2006 nt
Organism: Priapulus caudatus
Lineage: Eukaryota; Metazoa; Priapulida; Priapulimorpha; Priapulimorphida; Priapulidae
Product: gamma-secretase subunit Aph-1-like
Exons: 7
Coding region: 153-911 (252 amino acids)
Biological process (GO): Notch receptor processing; Notch signaling pathway; protein processing
Cellular component (GO): endoplasmic reticulum; membrane; gamma-secretase complex
Molecular function (GO): protein-macromolecule adaptor activity
Source: RefSeq, a predicted model, not a curated record